Messenger RNA from Pygocentrus nattereri (red-bellied piranha), 1604 nucleotides. RefSeq lists its product as uncharacterized. Bases 51 to 1604 code for a protein of 517 amino acids. The record is from RefSeq and is a predicted model, not a curated record. NCBI's taxonomy places the organism in Eukaryota, Metazoa, Chordata, Actinopteri, Characiformes, Serrasalmidae. The transcript has 11 exons.
CAGUCACUCAGAGGAAGUUCAGCAGUCGCACCUCUAACACAGAUUAAAACAUGGGAAAUUUAAUGUCCAAACCAGAAUUUGCCACAGUUUUGGCAGAUAAACAUGUGAAAAUCGGAGAAAACGUCACUCUUCGCUGUGAGGCAAAAACAGAGGGAUUAACAGGAACUUGGGAAAAGAACGGCCAUAAACUGGAUUGUGUACAGGACAAAAACUCCAUGAGACAAACUGGAAAAUCAUUUAUCUUGGAAAUCAAGAACGCUGAGGAGGGAGAUGAAGGGAAAUACACAGUAAUCCUGAAGAAUAAAAUGGGUGAUGCCUCAUGCUCUGCCAUGGUCACUGUAGAACUCAAUGAAUGGAGGAUGGUGGAAUGGAAUCAAGAUGGAAUGAUUGACGCCCUUAAAGCCUUUAAAAUUAGUGAUGAGACAGUUGGUGCACUCCACUUUCUUCUGUACGGACCCACUGGAUCAGGAAAAUCCAGCAUCAUAAACACCAUCAACACCAUUUUCAAAGGACGUCUGUUUGUCAACUCUCUGGCUGCCUCUGAAAAAUCUGAUAGUAGUUUCACCAAACGCUAUGAAAAAUCUGAAAUUGGAAAGGAUGGAUUGCUUCCUUUCACCUUCCAUGAUGUCAGGGGUCUAGAAAAGGAAUACGAAGGUGGAUGGAAUACUCAGGACAUCAUCAGCGCUUUAGAAGGCCACAUGAAAGAGGGCUAUGAGUUCAAAUCUACAACUAAACUGACUGAGGACAGCCAGUAUUACAUCAAAUAUCCCAGCCUGAACGAUCAGAUCCACUGCCUGGUGAACGUCAUACCAGCAGAAAAGAUUUCAAUGAUCAAAGACGAUUUCAUCCGAAAUAUGAAGAAAGUCAGAGAAGAGGCCAGCAGAAUGGGUCAUCAAAGAAUAAGCAUCUCAAGGCAUGAGAAGACAGCAACACUAUGGGAGGAAAGUAGUUACAAAGCAAAAGUGGAAGUGCUAUCAAAGAAUAAAACAGAGAUGGUCACCACAGAAGAUGCUCUGGUGACACAGUUCCAGGAGAGGCUUGCUCAUUACAGACGACACCUCUUCAACAUCAGAUGGCAAUAUGGAACAUAUCGGCAGCUGAGGGAGCGCUGUCCAGGUGUCACCAGACUACAUUUUUUCAGUGACGGACCAGCCACGCAGUAUAAGCAGAAGGCUAACUUUUACAUGCUGUCCACUGAGCCAUUUAAGAUGGGCUUUAAGGAGACAAGCUGGCAUUUCUUUGAGGCCAGCCAUGGUAAAGGUGCACCAGAUGGCAUUGGUGGCUCCUUGAAAAGAACUGCAGACAGUCUAGUGCACCAUGGAACAGACAUUCCAGAUGCUGAAUCCCUGUUCCUUCAGCUCAAACAGAAGACGUCUUCAGUGGAGCUGUUCUUUGUGUCACCAGAAGACGUGGAAAAAAUGGGACAACGCAUUGUGAACGGACCUCCACUUGUAACUAUUAAAGGCACGAUGAGGAUGCACCAGGUGAUCAGUGUGGUCCAAGAAAGCAUCAAAUACAGGGAUAUCAGCUGUGUAUGCAAAAUGAUGGAUGGAGUCUUGACUGCCCAUGCUAUGGCCUUCAAGAGUUCACAUUGCCAGAAGUGA